Molecule: messenger RNA, 1189 nt
Organism: Rattus rattus (black rat)
Lineage: Eukaryota; Metazoa; Chordata; Mammalia; Rodentia; Muridae
Gene: Ppif
Product: peptidylprolyl isomerase F
Exons: 6
Coding region: 102-722 (206 amino acids)
Biological process (GO): protein folding; cellular response to hydrogen peroxide; regulation of mitochondrial membrane permeability involved in programmed necrotic cell death
Cellular component (GO): mitochondrion
Molecular function (GO): peptidyl-prolyl cis-trans isomerase activity
Source: RefSeq, a predicted model, not a curated record
AGGCGAUGGCACGCGGCCUGGGUAUCGCUUCCUGGGUCGUACGACCUUGGUUGUGUCUGCUCUGAGUUCUUCCGCGCGCCCUCGCCCGACCCGUGACAGCGAUGCUAGCUCUGCGCUGCGGUCCCCGCCUGCUCGGUCUGCUCUCCAGCCCGCGCUCCGCGCCGCUUCUCCUCUCCACGACCCGUACCUGCAGCGACGGCGGAGCCCGAGGCGCGAACUCUUCCUCCCAAAACCCGCUCGUGUACUUGGACGUGGGCGCCGACGGACAGCCGCUCGGCCGCGUGGUGCUGGAGUUAAAGGCAGAUGUCGUGCCAAAGACAGCAGAGAACUUCAGAGCCCUGUGCACUGGUGAGAAGGGCUUUGGCUACAAAGGCUCCACCUUCCACAGGGUCAUCCCAGCCUUCAUGUGCCAGGCUGGCGACUUCACCAAUCACAACGGCACGGGAGGGAAGUCCAUCUACGGAAGCCGCUUUCCUGAUGAGAACUUCACACUGAAGCACGUGGGACCAGGUGUCCUGUCCAUGGCAAACGCAGGCCCCAACACCAAUGGCUCUCAGUUCUUUAUCUGCACAAUAAAGACAGACUGGCUGGAUGGCAAGCAUGUCGUGUUUGGCCAUGUCAAAGAGGGCAUGGAUGUUGUGAAGAAAAUAGAAUCUUUCGGCUCAAAAAGUGGGAAGACAUCUAAGAAGAUUGUCAUCACAGACUGUGGCCAGUUGAGCUAAGUCACAGCCAAGGUGCUAGGACAGCAGCAGGCAGCCAUGUCUUGGUUCACCCAGGUACUCCAAAGAACUGUUUGUGCCCACUUCUCCUACUGAGUAUGAGGAAGGCCACUUGGGCACAUGGUCCCCCACAGGACCAGGCUGCUCUCAACUGUCCAUCCUUCCUCAGAUCCAUUUCUGGGCAUCAGCAUGGCCACUGGGCCAUGUAUCCUUAGCAAGUGUCUCGGUGAUUGCCAUUCGUGUGUGCCUUGGACAUCGGCAAUGCUGACCAGUUAGUCAGAGAAGGCUCCUGCCUUUUUCCUUGACCAGUGGGGACAGCAGUUGCUAUUUAAUGUUGUCUUCCUCAUUGCAAUAAUUUAACAAGAUCUCAUAGGAACAAAGCUACUACACUAACUGCACUGUCCUGUGUGUGACCUGAGUUGGCACAAGCCACAGACACCCCACCACCACCACCACCACCACCACCACCA